AUUUCGAAAGCAAUGAAUUUAAUUUUACAAAGCAUUGGAAUCAAUUAUGAAUUAUCUGAAUAUAUUACUAUUGUUCGAAACAAUUUACAUACUUUAAAAUAUGACUGUAGCUUUGAUAAUUCAACUAGCGAUACUGAUGAUAAUGAAGAAGCUCAAUUUGAAAACCUGUCCAAUGAUUUUCAAAUCUUUGAAAAUGAUUAA
Messenger RNA from Funneliformis caledonium, 201 nucleotides. NCBI's taxonomy places the organism in Eukaryota, Fungi, Glomeromycota, Glomeromycetes, Glomerales, Glomeraceae. The record is from the annotation of a GenBank genome assembly.